UUUGGGCUUUACUGUAUGUGAAGUCGACAGCCAAGUUCGAAAUCUCCCUUCUUGGACAGGGGUUGCCCAGACUUAAUUGGACUUAAUUGACCACCCCGUCGCCUUCUCCAAAUACCCCUCUGAGCCAAAAAAGGAGAACACAUGUGUUGCUCUCCUUUCGACAAGAAAAGAGUUGCUUAAUCUUCUCCAUGAGACGCAUUUCUGUUUCGCUCCCGACCAGAAAUAGCCAACGUGAUCCACACGAAAAGCUGGCUCGAUACGGAACCCCCCCAGGGGCAUCGACCCUCAAAACAAAAAUUGACAGUGUCAAAACCGCCUGGAUGACGCAAAGUCAGCGCUCGAGGUACUUGAAGACGGGGGGCAUCCUCCUCUUCAUCGUCUUCCUCUUCUACUAUCUUGCGCCUAAGGGUGUCCAUGUUGGAAGCGGUUCAAAUGCCGUAUCAUCAAGCUCAAAUGGCGUAUCUAACGCUGAAGUGAGCGGCGCAGGUUCAACGACAUGCACGAAAUCUAGCGAUCCGUCAAAACCUCUCAAGCAAUAUGUUCUCAUGAUCGACGCAGGGAGCACUGGGUCACGUAUUCAUGUAUACCGCUUCAACAACUGUGGCCCGACGCCUUACCUAGAAGACGAGGCGUUUAAAAUGACGCCCAAGGUCGUGGGGGGGUCGUCAGGGCUUAGCUCAUACGACGACGACGCAGAAGGUGCUGCGAAGAGUUUGGAUAUGCUCAUGGAUGUUGCCAUGGAAUAUGUGCCAGAAAACUUGAGGUCUUGUAGCCCUGUCGCGGUGAAGGCUACUGCCGGACUCCGAAAACUGGGAGACGUGAAGAGUGAUAAGAUUCUUGCUGCUGUUCGUACUCGACUCGAGACCAAGUAUCCGUUCCCAGUUGUUUCGACUAAGGAGGGUGGCGUAGAGGUCAUGGAAGGUACGGACGAGGGUGUCUUUGCCUGGAUCACAACCAACUAUCUCCUUGACAAGAUCGGGGGCCCAGAUCAGAUCCCAACAGCGGCAACCUUUGAUCUUGGAGGCGGAUCUACCCAAAUUGUCUUUGAGCCAACGUUUAAGAGCGGAGCUGGUGGUGUUCCCGAGAAAAUGGCACCGGGUACCCACAAGUACGAUCUUGACUUCGGUGGACGACACUUCGAACUCUACCAGCAGUCCCACAUGGGCUACGGGCUUAUGGAAUCCCGCAACUCCAUUCAUAAACUUGUUAUCAGUGGUCUACUCGCGGCGAAUCCAGACGACAAGGCUUGGCUUAAAAAGCCAAUUGUCAAUCCUUGCAUUGCUCCUAAUAUGACGAAAGAGGUCAAAAUAGAGAUGGACAAAGGUCAUGUCCUUGGCCCGCUUCUUAUUGUUAACAUGACGGGCCCUUCGUCACCCGCCCCUGCUCAAUGCCGCGGGUUGGCGGAGAAGACCCUUAAAAAGGGCUCUGAGUGCCCGCUUGCACCAUGUUCAUUCAACGGUAUCCAUCAACCAUCACUUGAAAAAACUUUUACGAAGGAGGAUGUAUUCAUUUUCUCUUACUUCUACGACCGUACGGCACCGCUUGGAAUGCCAGAGUCGUUCACAUUGAGAGAGAUGCACGAUCUCGCUGAUCAAGUUUGCCAGGGAGAGCCAGCGUUUAAUACAUUCGCAAGCAUCCCAGGCGCUGUAAAGGAGCUAAAGGGGCGCCCAGAGUGGUGCUUGGAUUUGAAUUUCAUGAUGGCAUUGUUACAUACUGGAUAUGAGAUGCCAAUUGAUAGAGAGGUGAAGAUUGUGAAGAAGAUCCGAGACUUUGAGUUGGGAUGGUGCUUGGGAGCCAGUCUUCCUUUGCUCGCGCAUAACUCUGGCUGGAAAUGCAAAGUUAAUGAGGUGUCACACUAAACGACUAGUUACGAGAAUGCAUCUUAGGCGUCCGUGGCUUUUGUAAUAACCUUCAGCUGUAUUAAUAUUGGGAUAUAUACGAUGGCUGUCUCGUAGCCUCGUAUUUUAUAAAUAGAAGUUUCCUUCAACGAAGCCUACACCAGUCCUUUGCUUUUGACCAUCGCACGUACUGUAAACACGAUUUUCUGUCAUAGAGGAACUUCGACAGAUCCUAUAACAUCGUCAAUGACUGCAUCGGGGCCCAUUCCUUCCAAAACCGCAGCCACUGCAUCGAUAUUGCUGCCCCACUGAACACUUCUUUCCCGUUCAGGCGGAGUGAUACAGAUACGAUGUAGAUAUAUCUUCUUCGCCGCCAGUGUUACCAGCGAAGGCGUAACAUAGCGUAGGCCAUGCAGUGGCGCCAGUAAUUUUGCCAAUUUUGUAAAGUGACUAGUUGCCAAUGGCGAAAUCCCUCUAGACACCGCGCGGUGUAGACGCAGAAAUGAAAUGAUGUUGAUGAUGUAGCCAGUUACUUCGAUACUCAUAAAGACGUCGUCGCCUAACCGUUGUAGUGCAACAAUAUCAGUUGCCGUAAACACCGGGUUCAGAGAGGGCUCUAUAUGGCCAUCGCUCUUCCUCACAACGGAGGAUAUCGAUUCGGCGUCACUCUCCUGGUCGUCUAUGUUGGGAUACCCGUCCUCGUGGCUAUGGAAGUGAGAUAUGAACAUGUAAUUAUUGAGAUGUUCAGACAGGCGAGGUCCUUCGCCGCCAGCUAUCACAGCGAUGAACAAGAAGCGUUUUGGGGCGUUUUGGACUGAUGUAUGCGUGAAUAUGCGUUUUGUGCGUAUCAGCUCCAGAGCUUGGAUCUGGACCUGCUUGGGCGCUUCAUCGAGGUCCCUGGCGAUGAUGACGGAUGCUAUAUUGCGGGAAUCUGCGAAAGAUUCCGAGCGUGGAGAGGAGCGAGAGAGAGAACGGAAGCCAGGGGAUGGCUGGAGGUGGGAGUCAUGGCGGUAGCGGGCUGGAGAGUCCUCACGUGGGGAAACAGGGAGGUCUGUGUAGAGGGCGUUAUCGAAGUCUUCCAGGGUUGUCUGCUCGGAGCAGUCUACCACCGCGUGGGAAAGCCCAAAGACAUUAGAGGCAAUCUAUGAGUAUGUUAGUGACGGAAAUGGCACCGCAAGGGUAGAAGCUCACAAGCCGUAACUCAUGGACCAGAUCUUGGACAGAAUCGGGGUCUGUGUCAACGAUGCAGUGCUCUUCAUUUGUGAGACAUAGGAGUGCUGCAAGUUCCAAAUCGCUCAAGUUUGAAAUCUUGUCGAGAAGUGCCUCCUCGGCCAUGGAGUCAUCAGGUGUAGAUUGGCUGAUCAAGCAUUGAUGCGAGUCUGGCGGUGAAGAUGGCAAGGCUGACGUUCUUGAAACGGUAAUAGGUACGAUGCAGGCGAACCCCACAAGGCUGUGGCGGUCGUCCUCGCAGACCAAGCG
Pseudogymnoascus destructans is the source of this 3317-nucleotide messenger RNA. RefSeq names its product Guanosine-diphosphatase (gene GDA1). The transcript has 3 exons. Gene Ontology annotation, cellular component: membrane; Golgi apparatus. Bases 189 to 1859 code for a protein of 556 amino acids. Lineage: Eukaryota; Fungi; Ascomycota; Leotiomycetes; Thelebolales; Thelebolaceae. Gene Ontology annotation, biological process: nucleoside diphosphate catabolic process; protein N-linked glycosylation. Gene Ontology annotation, molecular function: GDP phosphatase activity; UDP phosphatase activity. The record is from RefSeq and is a predicted model, not a curated record.